This is a messenger RNA of Bombina bombina (fire-bellied toad), 1507 nucleotides long. RefSeq names its product Y-box binding protein 2 (gene YBX2). The record is from RefSeq and is a predicted model, not a curated record. Lineage: Eukaryota; Metazoa; Chordata; Amphibia; Anura; Bombinatoridae. Gene Ontology annotation, molecular function: nucleic acid binding. The transcript is spliced from 10 exons. Bases 251 to 1279 code for a protein of 342 amino acids. Gene Ontology annotation, cellular component: nucleus. Gene Ontology annotation, biological process: regulation of gene expression.
UCAUACUUCCCGCCAAGUAUAACUUCAGCAAAUAGUUAUAUAGAGGGAGUGGGCGCUUAGAAAUAUUCGACCAAUUAUAAUACGUGCAACCUGACUGAUAGCAGAUUUCGCUAAUGAUAAUCGACUAGGGCGUGUUCCACCAGGUAUAUAACGAAGGCGUGACCAUCAAGGCCGGGCUCUCGGUCACAGGUGGGGGGGAGGGGUUAAAACCGGACAGUGUAAGACACCGAAAACCGUCACCCCGAGGAGGAUGAGCGAAACAGAGAUAGAACCCCAAGUAACUGAACCGGCAACUGAAGCAGAGCCGGUGAUUGACUCUCAGAAACCUGAAGUUACCCGCAGUCAAACGGGCAAGAAAGUCUUAGCCACUCAAGUACAAGGAACUGUGAAGUGGUUCAAUGUUAGGAAUGGUUAUGGCUUUAUCAACCGGAAUGACACAAAGGAAGAUGUCUUUGUCCAUCAGACUGCCAUUAAGAGGAACAAUCCAAGAAAGUUUUUGCGCAGUGUUGGAGAUGGAGAGACAGUCGAAUUUGAUGUUGUAGAGGGGGAGAAGGGUGCAGAGGCUGCUAAUGUGACUGGCCCUGGUGGUGUGCCAGUAAAAGGAAGCAGAUUUGCCCCCAACAGACGUAGGUUUCGUAGGCGGUUCUACAGACCACGAGGGGAGCUUGCAGGGGAAUCUGGAGGAGAAACGGGUGGAACAGAACAGGUGAGCGAAGGCGAGAGAGCUGAUGAUGGCACUCCCCAGCAGAGACCACAGCGCAGACGGCCACCUCCUUUCUUCUACAGGCGACGGUUUCCAAGAGGACCUAGACAGCCUGUGCAGCAGGACCAAGCAACAGAUGGAACGGCUCAAGCUGUACCCAAAGAUCCUGCAGCUCCAGUAAAUGAUGAUCCUGCUGGGGCAGAGAACCAGCAACGACCUCCCCCUCGCAGAUUCCGUCCCAGAUUCCGCAGACCUUUCAGACCUCGACCCCCACCCCAACAGACUGUUGAAGGGGGUGAUAAUGAAACAAAACCUGCCACAGAGGGGGAUGUCCGCCCAGAGCCACAGCGUCAACGGAACCGUCCAUAUUUCCAGCGUCGAAGGCGGCAAGGGGUGCCCACAGGGCAAGUGGCAGCCCAGGGAGAUGGUAAAGACCAAGCAGUGCCCCCACAAAGCACUCCUAUUGAAGAUGGCACUGCCAAAGAAACUACAAAUGAGACACCUGCAGACACUGUUGGGGCACCUAUUCAAAUACCUGCACCAGAGCCAGUGAAUGAAGCUGCCACUACUGAGUGACUCUAAAACAUCAGUCAUGGAAGAUGAGGUGUCAUCGCAAGAUCGUCCAUCUUAUAGCUGCCCAUGGUCCUCUAACACUAUUAUGGGGUAUAGAGAAAUCACUUUAUAAAAGGGUGUGUCCACCACCUAUCACUGUGUGCUUUGGUGGGACUGAUGGGACUGUGUGUUUAGGGUGUUAUUUCUGUUCAUUAUGUUUUGGAAUGGUGCAGCAGUAAAGAUGGAACAGCA